UCCAUUCCCUCCUGUUUUAGCCUUGCGUCUUUAUCGCUCUCUCUCUCCCUAUCCUUCCAAACGCACUGUUGUUUUCUGCUUCAGCUCUCAUCAGUCACCAUUAUCAACUCUUGAUAACCGAUAAUCAGAUUCCAUUCACGUGUUCUUUACACAUAAGUAAUUCAGGUUUCUUGGCAAUAUAGUUUCAGUGUGUGUACGUUUGUAGCAUAGAAAUCAGUAGAAGAUCAGGCAAAUCUUGAAAUUUUUUUUUUUUGGGAGAAGAUUUGCUGCUUUGUUUGAAGUCUUGUUGGAAUUAAUGAAGAUCCCUCAUAAUAGAUUUCAAUGAAAAUGGGAAAAUAUAUAUCUCGACUCAAAGCAAGGAAUUUCUCUAAUGUUUCACUCCAAGAAAGUUUGUGAAUGAUCUGCAAGUCAUUGGGAGGGAGUUUUGCUACUGAUUCUUUUCCUGUUUGAUAAUACUUUCACCUUUUCUUUUGUUUAUUUUGUAGUUUGAGGUUCCUUCUAGGAAAACCUUUGCAUAUAGAGGGCGAUGUUUAGAGUUUAGACAUAACAAAUGAUCAUGAGAUGCAACUUAGACAAUAUAUACACUUGGAUUUGUUUCUGAUAGAUCUGCUGUGCCUGUGCAUUAGUAUUCUGUGAUCUUCCUUUCAAGAUUCUUUUUGUUGUUAUUUAUUUGAUAUAAAAGAAAGUUCAUUAGACAAUGGCUUCACCAGAUCUUCAUUCCUCCUGGCUAUCUGCAGCUGGUGAAUCUGUUAGUGGAUGUUUCAAUAUAAAUAUGGAGGGAAUGAAUUCUUCCGAUGUUUUACAUGUGCUGGAAUCUCCCGCCUCUUCUAUGUCCUACCAUAGUAGCAUACCCAAACCACCUCCUUUUCCUGAUAGAACAUUUAGAACCAAUCACAAAAGAAUUUCAGGGUGUUCCUCUGUCCCAAAGGAGAUAUUAGAUUCAUGGGACAGGCUAUUCAAGGAAGGAUAUGGUUCAGAUGUCUAUAUUAUUACAGAUGGCAAAUCAUAUAUUCCAGCUCAUUUCAAUGUUUUGAGUAUUGCAUCACCAGUACUCCAGAAUCUUCUUCAGCAAUCAAAAGUUAAGAAUGGAAUUAGAUAUAUCAAAAUUCUCGGUGCACCUUUUGAAGCUGUUUAUGCAUUCAUUCGGUUUUUGUACUCAUCCCGCUUUGAGGAGGAAGAGAUGAAGAAGUUUAUUCUCCAUUUGUUGGUUUUGUCACACUCGUAUUCGGUCCCAUCACUGAAAAGAAUUUGCAUACACUUUCUUGAGCAGGGUUGGUUGGCCAAAGAAAAUGUGGUGGAUGUGCUUCAGUUAGCAAGGAUCUGUGAUUCACCACGGCUGUCCUUUAUUUGUGUUCGUAUGGUAGUGAAGGACUUCAAAUCUGUAUCAUCGACUGAAGGUUGGAAGGUUAUGAAGCGAACUAAUCCUGCCCUUGAACAAGAGCUUGUGGAGUCUGUCAUUGAAGCAGAUUCUAGAAAACAGGAGAGAUUGAGGAAACUGGAAGAGAAAAAGGUGUACUUGCAACUCUAUGAGGCAAUGGAGGCCCUCCUUCACAUAUGCAGGGACGGAUGCAGGACAAUAGGUCCGCGUGACAAAGUGCUGAAAGGAACCCAAAUCACAUGUAAUUUUCCUGCUUGCAAAGGGCUUGAGAACUUAGUUCGUCAUUUCUCCAAUUGUAAGACUCGAGUUCCUGGUGGAUGCGUUCACUGCAAGCGCAUGUGGCAGCUUCUUGAACUGCAUUCCCGCAUGUGCAACGAGCCAGAUUCGUGCAAGGUUCCACUUUGUAGGCAUUUCAAGGAAAAAAUGCAGCAGCAGACUAAGAAAGAUGAAACUAGGUGGAAACUACUGGUUGGCAAGGUAGUAGCAGCAAAGGGCAAACUGGGGCCUUUCUAAGAUCAGCAUCUAGGUUUAUCAUGAGCCCUUGAAUUUUAUUACCUUGUUUCUUCAGCCAUUACAAUUGUAAGAAAUAAUGGCAACUGUAAAAUGAAAAAAUGGUUAUAAAAUGGAUGGUUUUCUUGGUUAGAA
Messenger RNA from Hevea brasiliensis (rubber tree), 2023 nucleotides. Its product is annotated as BTB/POZ and TAZ domain-containing protein 3. NCBI's taxonomy places the organism in Eukaryota, Viridiplantae, Streptophyta, Magnoliopsida, Malpighiales, Euphorbiaceae. Bases 698 to 1891 code for a protein of 397 amino acids. The transcript is spliced from 8 exons. The record is from RefSeq and is a predicted model, not a curated record. Gene Ontology annotation, molecular function: protein binding.